Molecule: messenger RNA, 1740 nt
Organism: Penicillium angulare
Lineage: Eukaryota; Fungi; Ascomycota; Eurotiomycetes; Eurotiales; Aspergillaceae
Product: SKIP/SNW domain-containing protein
Exons: 3
Coding region: 1-1740 (579 amino acids)
Biological process (GO): mRNA splicing, via spliceosome
Cellular component (GO): spliceosomal complex
Source: RefSeq, a predicted model, not a curated record
AUGGCUUCUCUUGCGUCAGGACUUUUUAAGUCCCUUCCGAAGCCUAAAUACUCUGGUGAGGAGGAAGAGCUCCCCCAGCAUGCGCAACCCCGUGGACCGCGUGUGGUGGCUGCCGACCAGCUUGACGAGACUCAAGUAGUUUUACGGAGAACUGGCCCACCGCCCUAUGGAAACCGUGCAGGAUGGCGACCACGAGCGCCCGAAGAUUUUGGCGACGGCGGCGCGUUUCCCGAGAUUCUAGUCGCCCAAUACCCCCUCGAUAUGGGCCGAAAGGGAACAUCUUCGACAUCCAAUGCACUUGCAGUACAAGUCGAUGCCGAGGGCAAGGUUAAAUACGAUGCGAUCGCCCGCCGCGGACACGCCGACAAUAAAAUCGUUCAUGCCUCAUUCAAAGAUUUAAUCCCGCUGCGACAGCGGGUCGAUAUGGGAGAAAUUUCCCUGGACCGACCCUCCGAAGAAGAAGUUCAGGCACAGACGGAGAAGACUAAGAAUGCUUUGGCAACUUUGGUAGAUGGAGCUGUGUCCGCACAAAAGCCGAAGAACGUCAAGGGCGGAAGCAGGGCCGAGCCGACAUUCGUUCGAUACACACCCGCGAAUCAGAUGGGUGACAAUAAUAAUAAGAAUGACCGAAUUAUGAAGAUUGUUGAGCGCCAACAGGAUCCCAUGGAGCCUCCUAAGUUCAAGCACAAGAAGAUUCCCCGCGGACCUCCGUCACCUCCUCCCCCCGUUAUGCACUCGCCUCCCAGAAAGCUUACCGCCGAAGACCAAGAAGCUUGGAAAAUCCCUCCACCUGUGUCGAACUGGAAGAAUCCGAAGGGUUAUACCGUUCCGCUGGACAAGCGUCUGGCUGCAGAUGGCCGUGGUUUGCAAGAUGUGUCGAUUAAUGACAAGUUCGCCCAGUUUGCUGAGGCUCUCUUCACAGCUGAUCGACACGCUCGUGAGGAAGUGCAGCUUCGUGCUCAAAUGCAACAGAAGUUAGCAGAAAAGGAGAAAGCUCAGAAAGAAGAACAUCUCCGGCAAUUGGCACAGAAAGCUCGCGAGGACCGCGCUGGUCCCAGCCGACGUGCUGACUCCCGAACUCGUUCCCGAUCUCGCAGCGCCAGCCGCAGUGUCUCUCCCUACUCCUCGAGGUCUGGUACCCCAAGUGAGGAAGGAGAUGCAGCUCGGGAGCGUGAGCGUGAGCGUCGUGAACGCCGACAGGAAAAUGAACGUCAACUUCGCCAGUCUCGUAUGGGUACAGAGCGUCGAAUUCAGGCGAUGGCACGCGAGCAGAAUCGUGAUAUUUCUGAAAAGGUGGCUCUUGGAUUGGCCAAGCCAACUCAAAGCUCUGAAGCUAUGUGGGAUUCUCGUCUGUUUAACCAAACCAGUGGUAUGAACUCUGGGUUCAACGAGGAUAACCCCUAUGACAAGCCACUGUUCGCCGCGCAGGACGCCAUCAACAGUAUCUACCGUCCUCGAGCUCAAGCUGAUGCGGACGAGGAGGAGGCUGGCGAGGGCGAGAUGAGCAAGAUUCAAAAGACGAACCGAUUCGAGGUUCUGGGACGGGCCAAGGAGGGUUUCCGUGGUGCCGCUGAUGCCGAGGAGCGCCAAGGUCCUGUCCAGUUUGAGAAGGAUACUGCGGAUCCGUUUGGUAUUGACAGCAUGAUUGCCGAUGUGACGACAGGCCAAAAACGCUAUGGUAUUCAAGAAGCCGAAACGGACGACCGCGGAUCCAAGCGCGCCCGAGUUGAUGACGAUUAG